GUUUUCGACCGCCGCAGCCGCGUAUUAUCGGCGCGUUCCACAGGCCACAGAGCUGCAGGGUAGCCUCAGCGGCGCGUGCUGACUCAGAUUUAUCACAAGCUUCCAGCGCUGCGGUCUCCAGUCCUGUCUGAGAUCCUACCAAAAAAAACAAAAAGCAGCAAAAAGUAGCUUUUUGCCAGCGCUCGCGCCAGCGCCGCGUACCACAACAACACCAGAAAAAUGUACGGCGGCCAAGGCCAAGGACAGGGCUACGGCCAGUUCAACGGCUACGGCACGCCGCCCGGCCCCGUCGGCGGGCCAAACCCCCAAUUCAGCGGCCAGCCCUUCGGCGGCGGCGCGAGACAAAGAGGCGGGUCCGCCGACGACCAUGGGGGCUGGCAGCCGUCCCAGACGUAUGACGAGGGCACUCCUCAAUCUUACGGGCAGGGCCAGCGCCACGACGGCCAGCCCUUCGGGACGCAAAUUCCGAAAACAUCAUCUCUCGAAUCCUUCACGCGGCCGGACGUGGCCGCCCAGGGCGUGGCUGCGGCCGCGGCCAUGUUCGCCGGCGACUCCAGUGCCGCACAAAGAUUGAUAGAACAGCAAGGCCGCGCCGCGGCGGCGGCCUACAUCCCCGGCGCCGCCGCCGGCUGGUCGCGAGCUAGAUGUUAUUUUGCGGUGUCGCAUGCUUCCGUGGCGGCGAAACUACGAGCCGUAUUAGCACCGUGGACGAAGCGGCACUGGCGGCGGAAACGCGCGGACGAAUUUGACGAACAGGGCCACGGCCACGCUUUACCUUUACACGAUUCGAAUGCCCCUGAUCUCUACGUGCCUGUGGUAGCAUUUGUUACUUUCGCUCUCGUAGCGGGCUACGCGCGAGGCGUCCGGGGCGAGUUCUCGCCGGACGCGCUGGGAACGAUCUUCACGCGCUGCUUUUUUAUUCAAUUGUUCGAGACGGGCUUUUAUGCGAUGGCUCUUUGGAGUCUGGGCGCCAGGGGCGUGCCUUGGCUAGAUGUACUGAGCUACACCGGCUACAAGUACGUGGCAUUAUGUGUCAACUCCAUUGCUUACUUAGUUGGAGGCGACCGACCGUAUCUGCUGACGAUGCUCUACACUGGAUUAUCAAGUUCAUACUUCAUGCUCAAGACGGCCGCGCAGAUCGUGCCGACGGAACUGGAAAAUACAAAAGCUCGGCGCGAGGUCGUGGUCCUGGUCAUGGGCCUGACGCAGUUCGUGUCGAUCUGGGUGCUGGGCAAGGCGGGGGCGUAAGCUUGGUGGGAGUGUA
Pelagomonas calceolata is the source of this 1264-nucleotide messenger RNA. The record is from the annotation of a GenBank genome assembly. NCBI's taxonomy places the organism in Eukaryota, Pelagophyceae, Pelagomonadales, Pelagomonadaceae.